Messenger RNA from Python bivittatus (Burmese python), 2828 nucleotides. Lineage: Eukaryota; Metazoa; Chordata; Lepidosauria; Squamata; Pythonidae. The record is from RefSeq and is a predicted model, not a curated record.
AUGGUGAAAAACGGGAUGAAAAGUCAGGGGUCCACCCCACAAGCCUCCAAGGGCACCCACAUUCUGGUCCCCCUAGGCAGCUCCCUGCCCGGCGUGGGCUGGUCAGCGGAAGUGACCAGCACGGAUGCCAACACGGUCUGUGUCCGGGUCUGCUCCUCGCCCAGAGCUGUGAUCGGCAAGUACCAAUUCAGCAUCAAAACCCGAAGCAAGGCGGGCGAAUACGCCGCCCCCUUUGACUCCAACAACGAGGUUUACAUCAUCUUCAACCCUUGGUGCAGCGAGGAUUCGGUCUAUAUGGAAAACAGCGAGUGGCUGGAGGAAUAUGUCCUGAAUGAAACGGGGAGAAUCUACUAUGGAACGGAGAGCCAGAUCGGGGAACGGACGUGGAACUACGCGCAGUUUGACCAUGGCAUCCUCGAUGCAUGUUUGUUCAUGCUGGAUAAGCGCGGGAUGCCUCACGUGAGCCGGGGAGAUCCCAUCAUGGUUUCCCGCGUCGUCUCUGCCAUGGUGAACUCUCUGGAUGACAACGGGGUGCUGGUUGGCAACUGGACCGGUGACUAUUCCCGGGGCACCAACCCUUCGGCGUGGGUUGGCAGUCGAGACAUCCUGCUGAAAUACCUCCGCACGGGUUACCCCGUCCUCUACGGCCAGUGCUGGGUGUUCGCUGGCGUUGUGACCACAGUGCUGCGGUGCCUGGGCAUCGCCACGCGGACGGUUACCAAUUACAACUCGGCGCACGACACGGACGUCAGCCUCACCAUGGACAUCUACUUUGACGAGAAUAUGAAGCCGCUGGAGCAUCUCAACGCCGACUCGGUCUGGAAUUUCCACGUCUGGAAUGAUUGUUGGAUGAAGCGGCCGGACCUGCCUUCAGGGUUUGACGGGUGGCAGGUGGUGGAUGCCACUCCCCAGGAGUCCAGCAGUGGCAUCUUUUGCUGUGGGCCCUGCUCGGUAGAGGCCAUCAAGAACGGUCUGGUCUACAUGAAAUAUGACGCUUCCUUCUGCUUUGCUGAGGUGAACAGUGACAAAGUGUACUGGCAACGCCAGCCAGAUGGGAGUUUCAAGAUUGUCUACGUAGAGGAAAAAGCCAUCGGCCAUCUCAUCAGCACCAAGGCGGUAGGGUCCCAACGGCGCCACGACAUCACGACCCUUUAUAAGCAUCCUGAAGGAUCGGAAGCUGAGCGCAAGGCGGUGGAAACAGCUGCCAAACACGGCACCAAAGCCCACAUCUAUGCCAACAAGGAGUGGGGAGAAGACAUCUCAGUGUCAGUGGACACUCAAGAGGCCUACACAGGGCAGGACAUCUCCCUGCGGGUCAUUCUGAAGAACCGAAGUUCGAUGCCCCGCAGCGUCUCCCUCAACCUCUUUGUAGCAGUCAUGUAUUACACUGGAGUCACUGGCAGCAAUUUCAAACAGGAGCAGCGGCAAGUCCAGAUUCCAGCAGGAGGAGCCCAACCGGUUCCCAUGGUGAUCUCCUACCCGGAGUACAAGCCCCAUUUGGUGGACCAGGGAGCUAUGAAGCUGAGUAUCUCCGGGAAGGUAGCUGAGACCGGACAGGUCAUCGCAAAGGAACACACUUUCCGUCUUCGCACACCAGACCUCACCCUGACGCUGCUCGGUCCAGCCAUCGUCGGGCAGGAGACCCAAGUCCAGAUCGUCUUCAAGAAUCCCCUUCCGGUGACGCUGACCAACGCCACCUUCCACAUGGAAGGAUCCGGGCUCUCCACUCCCAACACGAUGACCGUAGGGGAUAUUGGUCCGCACCAGACGGUGACGCUCCGCCAGAACUUCACGCCGUUGCGCCCCGGCCGUCGCCAGCUGGCUGCCAGCUUGGACAGCCCCCAGCUCUCCCAGGUCCACGGCGUGCUGGCGAUCGACGUGGCCCAGGGACCCCCAGCGGGCCCCUCGGCUUCCCCUGCACCUGCCCGGGGAUCUCCCGCCCGGGGCCGAGGCUCCCCUGCCCACACCCGAGGCUCCCCUAACGUGGCUCGAGCCUCCCCGAGAAGGCAGCCCGCCAACCACAGCAGCCCAGCCAACGUGCGGGGCUCCCCCAACCGCCAGCCCAACCCCCGGGCAUCCCCCAACGUUCACAGGGCAGGGGCCACGGGGAGGCCCGUCUGAGCCAGGUCCUGACCGCGGGGCGGAGUGUGCCGUGACAGCACAGCAGAACCAGGUGGCAGAGAGAGGAGGGGGGCCCUGCCUGAGCCACAGAACCACAGUGGGGUGUGCCGAGCUGACGAGGUUGGCGGGAGAAGUUUCUCCUGGUCUUCUUCCAGGAGACUUCUCCGCCUCUAUAUCCACCGCCUUGUCUUUUCUUCGUUUUCUCUGCGUUCUGCUGUCCCAUUUUUCCUACAUGCAUUUUCCCUGUACAUAGACCCACCCGACCGAGUUGUAAUUUCUAUGGCCAAGCUCACUGUUGGCGCAAUCUUGCCGUCUUCCCCAUCCCACACCGUUUCCCCAAGGUGGAGGUUGCUGCCCCUCCAGCUCUGAUAGCCCCUCCACCCUGCCUCCCCUGCCCCCAGGUAUUCUACCAAACCCACCCUGCUAAAUGAGCCCCCCACCCAAAAUGUUUAUUACUUGACUUUUUUUUCACUGUGACUUUAUUUCCUUUUUAAAUGUGCACCCACAUUCACCUGCACACACUCGCUUCUACUAAUGGUGAAAAACGUAUAAGGGGGAUAAGUUAUAAAUUUGCUUUUCAAAUUAUUAUUCCUCCUAAGAUGAGUGUUGUCUUCUCACUCGAGUCAAAAGAAUUCUGUAGGAGUUCCUCCCAUUUUUUCCCUCUUUCCUUGGACCCUGUUUCGGCAGCUUGUGGGGCGGGGGCGGGC